Molecule: messenger RNA, 3263 nt
Organism: Orbicella faveolata
Lineage: Eukaryota; Metazoa; Cnidaria; Anthozoa; Scleractinia; Merulinidae
Molecular function (GO): protein binding
Source: RefSeq, a predicted model, not a curated record
UUCUUUUGAGAACUUCAAUCUGUUUUGACGUUGCGUUCACGUGUUGUGAAGAUGUAAAAAUAACCAAGAAAGGCUUCCUCAAAGAGUGGACUUCGUCAUUCACAUUAAUGUACAGCAUUGGAUUAGACAUGUUAUUCUGUCUACUCGCAAGAUGAACGUCGAAUUUCUCGUUGCUGUUUAUGCUCAGUUCUUUUGUUUUCAGAGGUGAUCAAAUCCUUCGUUUUACAACCUGAGCACUUGAAUUUAAUGGUGAAGAGAGCUUGAAAUUGAUCACAGCUCUUGAUUAAAGGGUUGAGCUGCAUUAAACACUGAUUUCAACGUGCAAAUUCUCCCUGCUUCCUGUAGUAGUUUUCAUAGAAUACCAGUUAAGAGAAUAUAUUGUAGAUUACGAGCAUUGAUCUUUUUCAUUGGAAAAUAGAAAAUUCAAGUUGCCGUAUUGUAUGCCAGACUUUGUAUAGGCGAUGUUAAAUGAAAGUAGUGUAAAUGUUGAGUCAGUAAUACUAUGGAGAAAGUUCUCCGCACUGUUUGAAUGUUCCGUUUUGGUAAAUGUUGUGUAUACUUCACCCAGCGGCUGUGCCUUUGUUGGCGUAGCAACCAUUUUGAAUUUCAAAAGCGCGACCAGUUGGUGCAAAGUCUGGAACUAAAAAAUUCCGAGGCUCGAGGAGCCAAAACAUUCAGGAAAUUUUGGUUUGGAGGAAAAUGGUAAACGUUUAUUCCCGGAAAAAUGGGCACUUUGAGAUCUUAAGUAGAAGUCAGUUCCUUUUCUUUCAGAAAUUUUUCUGUGGGGCGAACCAAAAAAGUGUUUACUGUUUUCUUCCGAGCCAAAAUUUCUGGUAGUUUUAACUAAAUUUAGUAGUUUUAACUACCAGAAAUUUCUGAGUUCAAAGACUGAACUCAGAAAAUUCAGUAAUUCUCGAACAUACGAUCGCCUGCAGAGAGCGAUACACACUGUCUGAGCAAUUUUUUUUAAUUACAAUGGCCUCAACAAAGAAGCUGAGAUAAUUAACGCUGGUAAGAUUUCCAGCUUGAUGCUGUUAAAGAUGCUGCUAUAUUUUGUAACCACAACUAGCUGCCAGAUGCUAGUCUUGCCAGUACUCCGAGCUCUUUUUUCCAUUGACAGCGCAUGCAGAGACGUUUUUGAAAAUGAUAACGCGUAAUGCAAACGCGCGCGAGACGCAUUUACCUGUGCGUGAACUGUUCAACGACUUUCCCGUCACAAUUGACUGUGAAAGUCGAGUUUUAAAAGUCGUCCAGCCGCUGCUAUUUUGAAGAAACAAUAUGGGUAUUCUACCAGGUGGAGUAAUAGCACAGAUACUAUCUUAUCUCCAUCCAAUAUACGAAGACCUUCAACGAUAUUGCACGAUAUGUCGAGGGUGGCAGCAUAUCCUCCAAAAUACCGGACUUCUGUGGAGACACAUCCACUUACAGGACGAUCGAGACGCGCAACAGGACUUCAAGGAUGAUUAUGCGAGUAUAUUGUGCCUGUGUUUUAAAAGAUAUGGUCAUUUAAUGCAGUGCAUCAGAGCAGAAGAUCAAAUGUUUUUCACUCGCGUUGAAGUAAGACGAUUACUUACGGCGCUUCCGAACUUGACGAGGCUUGAUGUCCCGGUGCUCUCUUGGAGUAGAGUUUUCGGACAGUCUUUGAAAAGUGCGCCAGUGUUAAAGUUCUUGACCAUAGAUGACUACAGAGCUCAUGUGAGAAGACGUUUGCAGGUUGGCCACCAAUGCCUUCGUAUCCACAAGCGCGGAAUACGGGUGUGGGAUUUGCGAGUCCUUGCUCGGCAGUUUACUUCAUUGGAAUCCUUGACUUUAAAUAUCAACAUAUUCAAACUUUGUUGGCACAGAAUUGUUCCAGUACUAGAUAAACUUAACCUGAAAGAGCUGAAUCUUGAAUGUGCUCCUUAUGGCAUGGACGAACUUCUCAUUGAGGACAUUGCGUCUCUUCCUACGAUCAAAGCUCUGAUGAACUCUCGUCACUCCUCCACUCUUGCAAGCCUUGAUUUACACUAUCUUCCUGUAAGUUUCGCGGACCUGGUGAGUUAUGUGGAAAAUUUCAAGUGUUUGAAGCAGCUUUUUGUGGCCGUUACAGACGUAACGAACAAUACCGCGUCAGAUUCAUUAGUUCUUAGAUCGGAUAGCCUCGCAACGCUGUUUCUAACUGGUUUACCAAGUAUAAAUGUGACGAGUUUAAAGUGCGUACUUCCUAGCUUAGAAGUUCUUCUCAUUUCGGAAUGUCAUUAUCUGACCUCGGUCGAAGUCCAUGCGACAAAUGUCCUCUCUUUUAUUCUUCAAGGAAACUGUGUCCUGUCUAAAAUCAAAGCUUAUUGUAAGAGCAUUCAUGACUUACUGAUGUACGAAUGCCCCGCCUUCAAGGCAGACUCGUUUUUCGAUUUCUUGUCAGAGUGUUUGAACAUUAAACAAAUGGAGCUUUCUGUCGAUUGGAGCGUCAUCGAAUUGGACCGAGAGCACUGCGGUAGCCUUAAACAGCUGACAAUCCGUGACGUAUCCAUGAGUCUCUCAAAGCUCAAAGUCGUCUGUCCCAAACUGGAAUACUUCAAAUGUUCUGGAGACGUUUGCCCCGAAAAACACAGGAACAAUAGACACGUGGCCGGCAGCGAUAUGGAGAUCUGGGCUGAUUCUCUGAAGAAGUGUCAGAUUUCCGAUGUUGGAUGCGCCAAUCGCAUCGCUGUCCACUGCAUCGAGGCUGAAAUGAUUCAAAUCACGGGCAUACAGCCUUGGCAGAGACCGCUGAUCGUGGAGCUCAAUGCAUCGCGGCAUGUGGACACGGUGUAUUUGACGGGUUUGACUCUUAGUCUGGUCGUCAUUAACUCCACUGAUGUGUUGGGCACGUGAUCAUAGAGAAAUGCUCUCUCGCAGACAAGAAAAAGCAGCGCAAUAUGCGAUUCAAGUGCAGGACAGUUCGCGCGCUACGACUCCUGCGCUGUUCUGGUAUGAGAAAAUUUACUUUGCACGUCUCUUGUGUAGAGAACCUGGCUAUAGACUCUUGUUCCAACCUUCGAGAUCUUGAUGUGAGCGCGUCAAAGCUACACCGGAUUCGAAUUUGUAACUGUCCUUACUUGGAGCCCAUAAACCAAAUCGUUCAAUUAAAUCAUGCGUGAUUUUCUUUCUGUAAUUGAUGGAUAUGGGAAUGAUUUGAUAGGUCCGGGGAAUUGGAAUGCGAGUGCCCCAUUUUUAUGUUUCUUCUGUUGAGACAGAACGUUCUAUGCAUGCUAACUUAUGCUGGGUGUAAUAUCCCCCGACAU